Messenger RNA from Synchiropus splendidus (mandarinfish), 1604 nucleotides. It is a transcript of the gene pdap1b, whose product is annotated as pdgfa associated protein 1b. Lineage: Eukaryota; Metazoa; Chordata; Actinopteri; Syngnathiformes; Callionymidae. Bases 424 to 1131 code for a protein of 235 amino acids. The transcript is spliced from 6 exons. The record is from RefSeq and is a predicted model, not a curated record. Gene Ontology annotation, cellular component: cytosol. Gene Ontology annotation, molecular function: RNA binding.
CUCAUCUAAAGUUGGCUCGAUAAGCUCCCAACCAUCUGGAGGUGGUUUUCGACUCCUCUUCACUUUCGGCAUUUUGUAUUAAUUGAAGAUCGUGCGGCAGUCUCCACAACACCCGCUCGGAACAGGAACAAUUGCGUCACUGACGUCAGCAAAGGGUCUUCGCUCAAUAGUGGCUGGUGAGUGACGUCACUUCUUCUUCUUCUUUUAAAUACUCCACUUUGACAGUCAAGCGUUUUUAGUGUUUUUCAAAAUGUAGGCAGACUAUAAUUUGAGGUCUGAUGCUACAUCUUUCUACGUUAUUGACGGUAGUGUGUAUGGCAACGUUUAACGACCACAGUAAAACCACCAUUUGACGAAAAUCUCUUAUUAUGAUUUACUCGAAACUAAAUUGCUGUUGUGUCAUAAAUUGUGUACAAUCACCCCAUGUUUCUGAUCAAUUGCGUUUUUAUUGUAUUUGUAGUCAGGCAUAUCUUUGAACAACCCUCGGUCGUGUUUGAGAGUUCAGCAGCUGUCAGAUCGUUUACGACGUUAAUAUUAAUAGUUUUGCCAGCUUUUACUUUACAGGCGGAUAACCCAACAACUUCAAGCUUCAAAAUGCCUAAAGGAGGUAGAAGAAGCGGCCACAAGGGUCGCAUGAGGACCUACACCAGUCCUGAGGAGAUAGACGCGCAGAUGAAGGCAGAGAAGGAGAAGAGGAGGGAUGAUGAGGAAGACGGUGCAGCUGACAAUGAUGGUGGAGGAGCAAAGCUGCCGGGGUCCGGCUCUGACGACAGUGACGACGACGGGUCAACGAGGAAGAGAGCCGGCGUCGAGGGUUUGAUACAAAUCGACAACCCAAACAGAGUUGUUCAGAAAUCCAAGAAGGUGACGCAGAUUGAGCUGGACGAGCCUCGGCAGCUCUCGAGGAGGGAGAGAGAGGAAAUUGAGAAGCAGAAGGCAAAGGAGCGCUACAUGAAGCUGCACUUGGCUGGGAAGACAGACCAGGCUAAAGCCGACCUUGCUCGCCUGGCCAUCAUCAGGAAACAGAGGGAGGAAGCAGCAAAAAAGAAGGAGGAGGAGAAAAAAGCAAAGGAAGCGGCGGCGGCGGCAGCUAUGGCAGCACGAGGCGUUCAAAGCCUGUCACUCAAAUAAUGACGCCACCUUCCAUGUGAAUGUCCCGGCAAGAUAUAUGUACCUAUUUUUAAAGAAGAGUAUUUCACAGACCUACUGGCCUCUGAUGAUUGUACGAUAGCAUCAAACCCGACGCUGCCAAGAGAAUGUUCUGACUCCUGCAGGAUGAAGUUCGUGUGCCGUUGUGCGACUUGGAGCCUGAGUUGUUUGUAAAUAUUUGCAGGUUAGUGUGAUGAAACCGUUCAAAUGCUUCCUGUUUCAUCGCCGAGUUAUUUAACAUGUUGUUUUGUCCUUUGGCUGAUGGACAGUUGGUUGUUUGUGUUGAACUGUCCCGAGCUGGAAAUUGGUCAGCAAUACAGAUGUGGUGGGUAUCUCAGUGCUGAGGUGACCUGCCCCCACAGAUCCAGACCUGCUGUUCAAAGUUAUUUUUUAUUGUUGAAAUGAUCCAUGAAAGCUGCUUUGAUCAAACAUAACAGCAUAAAUUGUGUUUUACA